Rhodamnia argentea is the source of this 1904-nucleotide messenger RNA. RefSeq names its product ultraviolet-B receptor UVR8. The record is from RefSeq and is a predicted model, not a curated record. The coding region runs from base 187 to 1569 and encodes 460 amino acids. NCBI's taxonomy places the organism in Eukaryota, Viridiplantae, Streptophyta, Magnoliopsida, Myrtales, Myrtaceae. The transcript is spliced from 15 exons.
UCCAGUGAACUCCUCCAGCAAGGCAUGGUCUUACGUUGCCUUGCUCAAAGCCACCAGCUCUCUCUCUCUCUCUCUCUCUCUCUCUCUCUCUCUCUAGACGGAUCAUACGCUUUGUGGUAUCGAUGCAGCAUUGUGAAUUGAAUUCGAGACGCAUACGUUGAACUGGCUUGUCGAAGCGGAGGCCAAAUGUGGAGCAGAAUCGGGAAUUCGAAGUUGAGAAGAGAAAUCGCGAAUCGAGCGAUCAGGAGGUGGUCGUCGGCGUCGUCAUCCGUCGAGCCGUCGAGUGGAGGGAGGUUCGCUGCAGUGUGGGGGAAUGGGGAUUACGGGAGAUUGGGGCACGGCAAUCUGGAGUCGCAGUGGAGGCCAAAGCCUGUUGCCCUUUCAGGGUUUAAGCAACAAAGUCUCAAGUCCAUCGCUUGCGGCGGAGCUCACACCCUCUUCUUAACAGAAUCUGGGCGAGUUUAUGCAACUGGUCUGAAUGAUCAUGGACAGCUUGGAAUUUCAGAUGAUAAAAUGUAUACUACUGAGCCUGUAGAAGUUUGUGGACUGCCCGAAGAAAUUGUUGAAAUAUCUGCUGGCUACCAUCACUCUUGUGCCAUCACAGUGGAUGGAGAACUCUACAUGUGGGGGAAUAACUCAAGCGGACAGCUUGGCCUCGGAAAAAAAUCUGCAAAAGUUGUCCCAGUACCAACUAAAGUGGAGUGCUUGACUGGAAUGUUUGUAAAAAGGGCAGCUUUGGGCUCGGAGCAUUCAAUUGCUAUCACAGAUGAAGGUGAUGCUUUAAGCUGGGGAGAUGGAGGAUCUGGCAGACUUGGUCAUGGACAUGAAUCAAGCAUUUUCGGGUUUCUAGGAAGCAGCAGUGAAUACACACCAAGGCUCAUCAAGAAGCUUGAGGGGCUGAAGGUUAAAAAUAUUGCUGCUGGGCUGCUGCAUUCAGCUUGCAUAGAUGAGAAUGGAUCUGUGUUCUUAUUUGGUGAGAAAGCUUUACAAAAACUGGGAUUUGGAGGGGAUAAAAAUGCAACAACUCCUUCCAUGAUUGAUGAGCUACCGUACUCUGAAGAAGUUGCUUGUGGUGGCUAUCACACAUGCGUUAUAACAUGUGGUGGGGAGCUUUAUACAUGGGGCUCGAAUGAAAAUGGCUGUCUGGGAAAUGGGUACAAGCGACUUAUUAAGAUCAAUAUGCAGCAUGAAACCUCCUCUCUUUUCCAGUGCUACUCUCAGUGUUCUUAUUGGGAUGAUUUUGAACUUGUUAUGGUCAGGUCAACAGAUGUCUUCCAUUUACCUGAGAGAGUCGAGGGUCCUUUUGUCAAAUCUCCUGUUAGCAAGGUAUCCUGUGGUUGGAAGCAUACAGCUGCUAUCUCUGAUGGCAAAGUUUUCACCUGGGGUUGGGGAGGUUCUCAUGGGACUUUUUCAGAAGAUGGACAUUCUUCUGGUGGACAGCUGGGCCAUGGGGAUGAUGUGGACUACAUAAAACCGGCAAUGGUCUACUUUGCCGAGCCUGUGAAAGCAGUACUUGUAUCAUGCGGGUUCAACCACACUGGGGCAAUAUUUGAGUUCGCCGAAGCUUAGGGCUUACGUGAGAUCAAGUUUUGCCAACUCUUUGAUCUCGAUAAUAAUGUCUAUAGCAUUAUUUGACCACACAAGGAAUAAUAACACGCUUUUACUUCUCCGGCAAUAUACACAAUGAGCAAGUAAUUGAGGAGGUGGUUGUAGACAGGCUGACACAGGGACACAUGCAGAAAAGAUCCUUUGGAGGAACAUACAGCUGUACAAAUGCAGAAACAAUCUUUGUAAUGAUUGACCUGUACCGGUAUAUUAUAUUCUUUGAUAAGUAUACCUGCGAGUGAUAUAAGGCACAAAACUUGUACAGUAAAUUUUGUAUAUGAACAAGCCUCCUCUUUUUU